Phytophthora infestans T30-4 is the source of this 1218-nucleotide messenger RNA. Its product is annotated as glycoside hydrolase, putative. The record is from RefSeq and is a predicted model, not a curated record. Lineage: Eukaryota; Oomycota; Peronosporomycetes; Peronosporales; Peronosporaceae. The coding region runs from base 1 to 1218 and encodes 405 amino acids. The transcript has 4 exons.
AUGGCGUCCUCCUUCAGUGAUAUUGUCCGUGCCGUGGCUCAGCAGAUGAUCGUGAUGCUGCCAGACGGAGUCAAACCUAGCACUUGCCUGGUGCAUCACGAUCCGGAGCUUGGCGUCCAGAGCAACAGCUACAACUGCGGCGUGUACGUCCUGCUGGAAUUCGAGAUGUUCUGUGGGUCAGAGCCGCUCGGCCACCUCGCCAAAAAGACUCUGCAACGCAUGCGCCACCGCUACUUGCGCAUGCGACGGGGUCCGACGAUCACAGCUGGGCUCGGACGUUUCAAGUACCAGUAUAAGAACUCGGCCAACGCGGUGGUGCCCGCUGCCAUCGAGGCAGGCCUCAAGAUCGAGUUGGGCAUGUGGGUGGACUCGUCCGCGUCCAGCUUUGAAACCGAGAAGGCCGCGUUCAAGACGCUGCUGGAUACCGGUAUCGUGCAAAGCGAGCACAUCGUGGGAAUCCACGUGAGCAGUGAGGCCGUGUACCGUAAAGACAUUACGGUGGAUGUAGCCAUCUCCCAUCUAGAGGAGAUCCGUACGCUGUGCAAGGCCAACUCGGGCGCUGCCGGCAUCCCGCUCACCAUUGCCGACAUCGGAGACACGUACUCGGCGUACCCGCAAUUGAUCGAGGCCGUCGACUACGUGUCGGCCAACUACUUUCCUUUCUGGGAGAAGACUGACAUUGACGUUGCCGCCGACUCGUUCUACAAGCGUUUCUCGGCGCUUGUGGCGACCGCCAGCACGUACAACAAGGAGGUGAUCAUUGGAGAGACGGGGUGGGCUUCGGACGGCGUUGGCGCUGGCGCCAGCCCUGCUACCGCUGCCAACGCCGCCAAGUUCUUUUACAACUUUUACACGCUCGCCACCGAGAAGAAGCUCACGUACUACUACUUUUCGGCCUUUGACGAGCCUUGGAAGCUCCCUACGCUCGAGGCCAACGAGACGGUGGAGGCGUACUUCGGACUGUUCACGCACGAGGGCGUUCUUAAGGACGCCGUCGCGGCUAAGUUCGACAACGCAACGUCGUCCUCGGUGGACGGCAGCAACUCGGGAACGACCACGCUGGUCGGCAGCACCACCACUACCGACGGCGAUAACGCCACGCCCAACGAGACGACAUCGGAUGAUGCUACGCAGGACGUGACCACCUCGGGGGACGUCGAGGACAACACGUCCACCUCGAUGACCACCACACAGUCGCACAACGACUGUGCCAUGUAA